UCUGGGCGUACAAUAGUCGCGGAUUUUUAUUAUACUAUGUAAAUAUAAUAUUAGUAUGAAAUAUUAUAAUAUGUACUAUGUGACGGAAUCAUAGUGUGCGAAAACGUUCAAAAUAUUUGUAAAACCUAAAAUCAAUUAAUAUAGUUUACGAGUUUACCUAUGGUGUCAUGUACCUACCACAUUGACUGCCCUGACAAUAAUCAUUUGAGUAAUAACUAUCAGGUCACAUUAAAACAGGUCUGAAAAAAAUGUCAAACUUCAAAAUGGAAUACGUCGAAUUAAACAACGUGUGUUCAAUUGGAUCAAACGAUCAACUUCUCAAAGCCGUUCAAUCAAAAGAUUUAGAUUUAUUCAAAAAACUCCUAGAAAUAGGGUUGGGAAAUUCAUCUAUAGACUUGGAUAGUAUAUUUGACGAACCUUAUCAUGGCACAAUAUUAGAUAUAUGUUGUAUAUCGACGGGUAGAUCAGACUUUGCCAGAAUACUAUUAUCGGUAGGAGUAGACGUAAACGUUAUUAAUAAAAAUCGGAAAAAGGCUCCGAUACAUUUAGCGGCUGCAAAUGGAUGUAAAGACGCGUUAGAAGUAUUAUUGGAACAUCCUCCAACCAAUAUAAAUUUAUUAGAUAGUGAUGGGAAUUCGGCUUUACACCUUGCAGCAAAAUCUGUAAAUGUUGAAUGUUCAGAAUUGCUAUUAAAUUCCAAUAAUAUAAAAGCAAAUCAAUUGAAUAGGAAAGGCUUUACUCCAGCAUACUUGGCAGCUACUUCAAAGAAAAAAAAUGAUGACCUAAUGAUGGCAUUUAUUAGGUGUCCAAAAGUUGACUUGGAUAUGUUCAUUUGGGAUAAAUCGUUAAGAAGCGUGAUAGAUGAAAAAUAUCCACAUCUUUCGGAAGAAAUGCCACCAGAAGGUACACGAAAUAUUACUCACCACUGCGAUAACCCGUUUGUAUACCUCUACUCAAAUGACGUAGAAGGAUUUAUUUCAUAUAUAACUUCCACAAAACAACUUGACCUUAACAAUCAUGAUGGAAAGCACACUUAUCUCCAAUAUGCGUGUGAUUUUGGCUUACCAAAAGUUGUUCAAGUUUUACUCAAUCUUGAUGUAGAUCCAAAUGGUGUAUGUCCAUCUAAUACUAAAUAUGCAAUUUUUAUUGCUUCGUUCAGAGGUUUUGCAGAUAUCAUACAAUUGUUUUUGAGUAGUAGAAAAUGUAUAUGUUAUCAAACAAGUAACAGCACAGCACUCCUUGAAGUAAUCAAAGGUUCUGAUGAAGACCAUAACUCAUUAGAUGUAAAUACUGAUUUAUGUGAUCAUGAUAGGUCAUUUAAAAUGUUAUUAAGAAAAAGUGAAACCAGUCCUCUUGAACUUAAUAUUAAUCAAUCAGAUGAUAAAGGUAAUACUUGUCUUCAUUACGCAGCAAAAAUAGGCGAUCGAGAUUCUAUACUAUCUUUGUUAGAAGAAGGUGCUUAUAUAGGGAAAAGAAACGUACUUGGAGAUCCUCCACUUGCUGAUAUCAGUCCUAAUAUAUUAGAAACUCAUUUAAAUAAGUGCAUAAAAUCAAACGGGAAAUCUCCAAAAGAUAUUAAUUACGAGAUUAUAUGUUCAUACAAUUUUUUAUGCCCCCCAAAGGUUUACAAACAGAAAGAUAUUGAUAAUCAUCAAUCACAAUUAGAAGGCCUAGAGUACAUUCCCGAAAAUAUCCCUGAAACCGAUCCAUUGUUAUAUAUAAGUGAAGUUCCAGAACUCAGGCCUCUUCUAAAACAUCCUGUAUUAACUAGCUUCCUCCAUUUAAAAUGGUUUGCAAUAAAAAGAUAUUAUAAAGUGAAUUUAGCGUUUUAUAUAGGAUUCUGGGCACUUUUAACCAUUUACACGCUGUUGACUUUUAAAAUAGGUGUUCAAAAUAGCAAUUUGUCACUUACACAAGAUAAUAUUACAGAAUUCUCCACGAACAGUGUGCCAUUUAGUAGUGAUACAGCUGUUUAUUUGUGGGUUAUGGUAUUGGGAUUCCUUAUUGCUUUGAUAUUUCGUGAAUUAUUCCAGUUGAUCUCAUCUCCAUUUACGUACAUAAUGAGCUUAGAAAAUUGGUUGGAAAUAAGUCUCAUAGUUUUAACUUCAUUCUUAUUAUUGUGUGAAAUGUCUUGUAUAUCAAAUAGAAACCAAAUAUCUGCCAUUGUCAUUCUACUAUCUUGGGGUGAACUUAUACUUCUCGUUGGUAGACAUCCAGCGCUUGCAACCCACCUAGAGAUGUUUAAGCGCGUUACCAAAAACUUUUUACAAUUUCUAGUAUGGUAUUCAAUAUUAAUAAUAGCAUUUGCCCUAAGUUUUUACAUGUUAUUUAGAAAUGACGCAGACACCGAUAACAAAUUUAACGAUCCCAGCUCAGCGACAUUCAAAACUAUCGUUAUGUUGACCGGGGAAUUCGAUACAUUUGGUUCACUGCCUUUUAGUUUGCAUCCAAUAGUUAGUCAUGCAUUAUUUCUUUUAUUUAUAUUCCUUAUCGCCAUUGUCUUAGUAAAUCUUCUAAAUGGUCUUGCUGUGAGUGACACUCAAGCAAUUAGAGCUGAUGCGGAAAUCGUCGCUCACGUGUCCCGGGUUAAACUCAUACAUUACUUUGAAAAAAUGGCUCUAGGUGACCCGUUUGCGUGGACUCGUAAAACUCAAAACCACAAAAAUAAUAAUUUUGGAUACAGUAUCCCUUCAGUAUGUACAAGACGAUUUUAUCUGAAAAUAAGGCUAUUUCCAGAUGCUCUACAAGAUUCGGAAAUUAAAAUUUUAACUAAUCAGAGAAAUUUUGUCGACUUUGGGUCAUCUACAAAAAAAAGUCAAAUAGGGUGUAUUGCGAAUUGUCAAGGAUAUUAUCUUGAGAAAGAAAUUGUCAAUGAAGCUAAGUCAAUAAUUAAACUGAAUUCAGAGGGAGCAGACAAAAAUUGUAUGGAAAUUCUUGAUGUAUUUAUUGAGAAAUUUAAAACCGUAGAAAAGUCAGUAGAAGAAAUUAAAAAAAUGUUAAAUGCAAUGAACACAAGAAGUGAAAUAGAUUCGAUAUCUUCGUCUAGUAAUUUCCAUGUGUUAAAUGGAUCAUACAAAAGCUAAAAAAUAUGAUUUUUAAUGAUUCUUAUUUUAUUGUUUAUGGUCAGCCAAAAUAGUAAUACCUAGUUCACAUUUUAAUGUAGGUAGUAGGUAUACAAUUUCUCGAAACACAUUGAACAUAAAACCAAUAUUAUGCAUACAUUUUAAACAUUUAAAAACUUUACUUUAAAACAAUAAUACAAUAAUUAUUCUAAUGUAAGAUUAUUGUAAAACAAUAUUUCAUAUAUUAUCAUAUUUAUAAUUUUGAUGACAAUAAGUUUUGUUAUUUUAAUUUUUUAUCUAUUUUGUAAUAAUAUUAAUCUUAACUAUCAUAAUGCCUUAAUCAUUUUGUUAAAUAAUUUAACUUUAAACAUACAAUAAUAAUUAUUACCUUUUUAUACAUUUUUAUUAGAGCAAAAAACAUUGUUUUUUAAUACUUUUAAGUAAGUAGUUAUCUAAAACUGUGAUUAAUAUUGUUAACUGAUUUAUAAUAUAUUUAUUAAUUGUUUCAUAAUAUAUACUUUCUUUAUAAUUUAUUGUUAUUAGACUCUUAAAAUUAAACACAAUAUUAUAUGUUAUUAUUUUAGCACUAAAUGCAAUUUAAAAUGUUUAAAGUUGAUGUUACCUAUCUUAUUAUUGUUUAUAUUUUGUUUUUCAAGAAUUAUACCACAUUAUGUAGGUAUCACGUUUACUCGAUAAUAAUAAAAAUUAUAAAAUGUUAAGAAUGCAGGUAAAUUAUAAUAUUUAAUUCCAAAAAUGGAUUAAGUUAGGCUUUAACUUUAUUAUUUAUAUUUUAUAUUGGUUUAAACUUUAGUUUUUAUAUUUUGAUUUAAUUAUUAUGUGUUUAAUAUAAAACUUUAAAAAAAAUACUAUCAAGUAGUGUAAGUACCUAUACACCUAUACUAACUUACAUUUUCAAUUAUUAAUACAAAUAA
Metopolophium dirhodum (rose-grain aphid) is the source of this 3994-nucleotide messenger RNA. It is a transcript of the gene pain, whose product is annotated as transient receptor potential cation channel protein painless. The transcript is spliced from 4 exons. NCBI's taxonomy places the organism in Eukaryota, Metazoa, Arthropoda, Insecta, Hemiptera, Aphididae. Gene Ontology annotation, cellular component: membrane. Gene Ontology annotation, biological process: transmembrane transport; monoatomic ion transport. The record is from RefSeq and is a predicted model, not a curated record. The coding region runs from base 249 to 3083 and encodes 944 amino acids. Gene Ontology annotation, molecular function: monoatomic ion channel activity; protein binding.